AUGGGCUUCCAAUUUUCCUCGGUUUGUUUACCGAUACUGCUGGCUGCCGUUUGCUCGGCCAACCAUCAACAUGCGAUCAGUCACAAGAGUCCAGGGCAGAUUACCUCGGAAUGUCAACAGUAUCUCCGAAGCCCGGAUAGUGAAUGUGAGCAUCGGUGUGGAUUCAUUCUGACCAGGAAUUGGGACACCUGUGUAGGAUCCGUCAAUGGACCGACGCCCUGGGAGCAGCAGUACGCUUACGAAAAGUGUCGGGAUCUGCGCAAAUCGGAAUGUAUGAUCGAACGGUUCCAGAACACCGGAAGUGAGGAUGUUUGUCAACGGGGAAAUGUGACUUUCGAUUGUCUUCAGGAGGAAAUUGGACCUCUGGACUUCAGCCAGGUGCACUUCGUAAGGAACUCCUGGUUGCACACCAAACAAAUCGUGAAGGACUGCGUUGACAUCCAUCAGAUUCCGGUUCAGGAUCUGCAGAGUAUCGCUGAUAAUGGAUUUGGCGGAUUUGAAGCCGGUCGUUGUUUGUUGCGGUGUUUCGCUCUACGAUCUGGAUACUUCCAGAAUAAUCAUGGACCGAAAUUGGACAGGUUGGAGACUCAGUUUGUGGGAAGCGUCCUGUUCCGAGAUCGUUAUCGACCAACUAAACAGCUCUGUUUGGCCGAUUUCGUUGAUCAAUGUUACGGAUGUGUGGUCCCUAACACUAACUGCACGAUUGUUUCCAACUUCAUUGGAAGCUGCUUUGCUGACGAUAUUCAAGCUGAUGCCAGCCGAGCAAUCUGGGAACAGGUUUAUGAGAGCUAG
This is a messenger RNA of Uranotaenia lowii, 792 nucleotides long. RefSeq names its product general odorant-binding protein 45-like. The transcript has a single exon. Gene Ontology annotation, molecular function: odorant binding. The record is from RefSeq and is a predicted model, not a curated record. Lineage: Eukaryota; Metazoa; Arthropoda; Insecta; Diptera; Culicidae. Gene Ontology annotation, biological process: sensory perception of smell. The coding region runs from base 1 to 792 and encodes 263 amino acids.